ACAACAACGAAAUCAAUGCUGAAUCUUCCAAAAGUCGAAAACGCGAUUCAUUUACAAUGGAACAAGGCAGCCUGCACGUGUUGAAAACCAAUGCAGCAAAAAAAGCGUACCACACGGCUGUAUCCUUGGACUGUGAGCCCGUAGCUUUUUAUCUCUCAGCAAAAAACACCGAAGAGGAAAUGCAGGUGCAUGGUUUCUUCCAUGAAAGUGACAUCAUUCAAAUGUGCGAUAAACUGCCUAUUGCAGCGGAUGCGACGAUACCACAUCUGGAUUGUACCAUCCAAUUCCAUGAAGGAGAUACCCCGAUUAGCCCAACAGACGUUCCAGGGAAACAAGUUAAUAUGAUGCUUGUAGCCAACCAGGUUGUGCGCUCAUCAUUCAUUCCCAGUCUUCUAACGAAAAAUGGUCCGUACGCUGAACCAAGCACGGAAUUGCUGGCGCUCCUCAAUUACGAUUUUCGUAUCUCACCAUCGCUCUUACACGCUGUUGCGAAGUUGUACACAGGCGCCAUCAUCAUCGACAAAGAAAUGGUAUUUGCAAUCACAGUGGAAGCUUAUUGCCGUGGCAAGGCUACAGAUAUUCACGGAGAGACAAACUUCAAGACACUGCCAUCACCAUCAACCUGUGUUUACGGAUCUUUAUCAAUUGGCGUCUUUGAAGAAUCUGAUGGCAAAGCAAUGAAAAAGAAACUUAAGAUCGAUAGCAAGCAUAUGAAUGUCUUGGUAACUCUGUCUUGUCGAUUGCAGAGUGAUUCAUCCUCGGCUGUUGAUAUUGGCCCCACGUCGUCGUGUUCUGUUCACAGCAUUGAUCCCAGUUCUGCUCGCAUUUUGUUUCGCCAAAGCCGCACGGAGGAGUUUAGUGCAAUCAUGAAACACGAGCCAAUGUCGUAUUCGCCAGCCCCAUCAAUUACAUCAAUGCGUCAACUGAUUUCAGGGUUCAAUCAUCCUUCAACUUUUGCCAUGACAAGAGCCUCCCAUGAAGAAUUUGACUCCGAUCUUUUGAUGCCUUGUUCCAUUUUCACAGUUUGUGACUUGCCUCACAACCAAGGAUACGGUUCUGCGGCCAAUUCAGUGGGAAAAGUAUCAUCUCGGUUCUUACAAGUCUUGGGACUCUCGUUCAUCAAAGGAACUCCUGCCAGCUUUGAAUCAGCCAUCGAAUCUUUUCUUGCGUUUAGCAAAACAAAGGGAUCUGACAUGACGGCAUCACAAUCAUUGUCAACUUUGAAAAAGUUUAUUGAAGAGUUGAAUCAUAUCUUAAAAGACAGUCAAGCUUUGUCUCCAGUAAUUAUUGCAACGAAAGUCAAUUUUUCAACAAUUGCAAUCGAAGCCAGCACAGCAGUGUCAUUAGCCAAUCAAAAGAUCAAGAAAGAUGUACUUCAACGUUUGCAAACAUUGUACAAUAACCGUUGACUAGCAGCCAGUAAAAGAGAGAAGUCAAGCAGAAUUCAAUUGAUUUUUUUUUUCUUUUGCAAACGCA
This is a messenger RNA of Radiomyces spectabilis, 1476 nucleotides long. RefSeq lists its product as uncharacterized. Lineage: Eukaryota; Fungi; Mucoromycota; Mucoromycetes; Mucorales; Radiomycetaceae. The transcript has a single exon. The record is from RefSeq and is a predicted model, not a curated record. The coding region runs from base 180 to 1409 and encodes 409 amino acids.